This is a messenger RNA of Elaeis guineensis (African oil palm), 2479 nucleotides long. Its product is annotated as histone deacetylase 6. Gene Ontology annotation, cellular component: nucleus. The record is from RefSeq and is a predicted model, not a curated record. Gene Ontology annotation, molecular function: histone deacetylase activity. Lineage: Eukaryota; Viridiplantae; Streptophyta; Magnoliopsida; Arecales; Arecaceae. Gene Ontology annotation, biological process: epigenetic regulation of gene expression.
GAUUUCGGGAGUGCCUUGCAUUUGAGACACAAUCUUUACCCCCUCCAAAGCUUUUAGUAAGAUUAAUUAAAACCGGAAUAGUGCAGCAAAACCUGCCAUGCGUGUCUUGCAGCGUUUCUGAAUAAAACCAGCUCCCGAGUGAUUAGUGACCAUAUAGGAAGGUCUGGGUGUCCGCCACAUUUGUUGGGCCAUACCUGACAUCAUGACUGGUAGCUGGUCACAGAGACGUUUUGAAAGAAAAAUAAAAAACCUUCUUCUCCUCUGUCUCCUAAGAUUUUUUUGGUGUUUUGGUGCUUCAAGGAACCCUCCAACAGGAGCGGGGUAGAGGAAUCUUGUUGAUUGAUGAGGGGGUUAGCCUAAUUGAGCUUUGGUGAUACUUUAGGAGUUCUAAGUUCUAUGCUUUGCUUGUCGAUGGGUGGCAAACCGUGAUUAGUCCUCGGGGAGAACGAACGAAAACGACAGACAGCCAUAAGUGGGACCUCCCUGGAAGAUUUUUGACCUGUCACUGCCAAUAUCAAAGGAUGGUGAUGGUGUUCGAGUUUCCAGUCCACACCAACCUAUCGUAACUCUAAGUGUUGGGCCCGGGUCGGCCAGUAUGAUAACCAACGUCAAUUAACCCUUCUUUGAACAACGUCAACGUGCUUACAGGUGAGGCCGGUCGAAGGCUAGCGUCCUUUUCACGUUGAAAGCGCUCGCGCACACGGUGUCAAAGCGAGCCAGCCGCCCUGCCUUCUUCAUUCUGAUGGUUUUCUUUUUUUCCAUUUGAUUUACUGCCUACUACCACCACCACCGAGAGAAAGAAAGAGAAGAGGGUGAAGAAGAGCUCGAGAGAGAGAGAUGUCCAUGUCCAUGUCCGGAUCCGGGGGGCCGUACGGGGAGGGGGAGGGAGCGUCGCUGGCAGCAUCGUCGGGUCCGGACGCCAAAAAGCGGCGGGUGAGCUACUUCUACGAACCGAGCAUCGGGGACUACUACUAUGGGCAGGGCCACCCGAUGAAGCCCCACCGCAUCCGGAUGGCCCACAACCUGGUCGUCCACUACUCCCUUCACCGCCUCAUGGAGGUCUCCCGCCCCUUCCCCGCCUCCGCCGACGACAUCCGCCGCUUCCACUCCGACGACUACGUCGAUUUCCUCUCCACCCUCGCCUCCCCCGACCCCCGCCUCUUCAAUCGCUUCAACGUCAGCGAGGACUCCCCAGUCUUCAACGGCCUCUUCCAGUUCUGCCAGGCCUCCGCCGGCGGUUCCAUCGGCGCCGCCGUCAAGCUCAACCGCGGCGACGCAGACAUCGCCAUCAACUGGGCCGGCGGCCUCCACCACGCCAAGAAGUGCGAGGCCUCCGGCUUCUGCUAUGUCAACGACAUCGUCCUCGGCAUCCUCGAGCUGCUCAAGUUCCACAAGCGUGUGUUGUACGUGGACAUUGAUGUCCAUCAUGGAGAUGGUGUUGAAGAGGCUUUUUUCACAACUGAUAGAGUCAUGACUGUUUCAUUCCAUAAAUAUGGGGACUUCUUUCCUGGGACGGGGCAUAUCAAGGACAUUGGUUUUGGGCAAGGAAAGUACUAUGCCCUGAAUGUUCCGUUGAAUGAUGGAAUGGAUGAUGAUAGCUUCCGUGGACUAUUUAGACCUGUAAUCCAAAGGGUAAUGGAGGUUUAUCAGCCUGAUGCAGUUGUUCUCCAGUGUGGUGCAGAUUCCUUGGCUGGAGAUAGACUAGGCUGCUUCAACUUGUCAGUGAAGGGGCAUUCAGAUUGUCUACGAUAUCUCAGGUCUUUUAAUGUACCUCUUCUGGUUUUGGGAGGUGGAGGUUAUACUAUGAGGAAUGUUGCUCGCUGCUGGUGCUAUGAGACAGCAGUUGCAGUUGGUGUGGAACCAGAUAAUAAGUUGCCAUAUAAUGAAUAUUAUGAGUACUUUGGUCCUGACUAUAAUCUUCAUAUUGAACCACAAAACUUAGAGAAUCGGAACUCUCCACAGGAUCUUGACAGAAUGAGGGAUGCUUUGUUGGAGCACCUUUCAAAGAUACAGCAUGUUCCGAGUGUACAAUUUCAGGCCAGACCUCCAGAUACAGAAACCCCUGAGGAGGAAGGUGAGGAAAUGGAUCGCAGGCCGCAAAGUCAACUAUUGAUUGGUGAAUGUUAUGAUUCUGAACCAGAGGAGGCCAAAAGCCUCAACAUGGACAGUCUACCAUAAAUAAUAUAUCUGCAGUGCACUCUGACAAUAUGGACCAACCAUAAAAAUUGGAAGCAGCUGAGCAAGCCAAUUACCCUUUGUUAAGGAUCUGCAUCAAGAUAGUACAUGCACAAAGUCAUUCACCUUGCCUUGGUGGACCUUGAUGUAUGAGGGCAUCAUUACAAUUGUACAUUCAUCUGUUCUGUUGUAUCUGAAAGAUGAAAGACUCGCUGACAUUCAUCCAUAGGAAGCUGUCAACUCUUUUUGCAGGUGAGGUAUGUAUGUGGACAAACUGUUGUGCUAUUGCAUUUUGGAGACCCCC